Neolamprologus brichardi is the source of this 3188-nucleotide messenger RNA. The record is from RefSeq and is a predicted model, not a curated record. Lineage: Eukaryota; Metazoa; Chordata; Actinopteri; Cichliformes; Cichlidae.
UCAGAUAUCACAGAGCCUGAAGCCGACAACACAGACAGCAGCACUGAUUUUAAGCUUCCUGGGUGGACACCUCUGUAACAUUCAUCACCAUGGCAACACAGAAGAAUAACAUCUCAUCUAAAUACAAGGACAUCAUCUCCAGAGUUGUGAUCUCAUCAAAAUCUCUUGCUGUCUACCAGCUGAGAACAAAAAAAGAGAAGACUGGGCCUUUGACAAGAAUGACUAUUGGAGUAAAAAAUACAGACAAGACAAAUAAAACCAUCUUACUUUUGGGUGAAACAGGAACAGGAAAAUCUACUCUGAUUAACGCUCUGAUCAACUACACCAUGGGAGUGAAGUGGGAUGAUGAAGUCUGGUUUCAGAUUGUAGAGGAGAAGAAGAGAAGUCAGACAGAAAAUCAAACAUCAGAUGUAAUUGUGUACGAGAUCUUUGGUUUUGAAGAUGAAACUCUGCCCUACUCUCUGACCAUCAUCGAUACUCCUGGAUAUGGAAAUAUCAUGGGGACCAAAAAGGAUGACGUCAUCAAUCAAAAGUUAUUGGACUUGUUUCGUUUAGAGGGUGGAGUUCAUGAAGUUCAUGCAGUGGGUCUAGUGAUGAAGGCGAGCGAUAAUCAACUGAAUGACCGACUGACGUUUGUCUUUGAAUCACUAAUGUCUCUGUUUGGAGAAGACCUGGAGAAAAACAUUGUUGCCCUCAUCACAUACUCAGAUGGAAUGCCACCUAAAAAUGCUCUAACAGCUCUCGAACAUCAGAAGAUAAAAUGUGCUAAAACUGAAAAGAAUCAAUCUCUUUAUUUUCUUUUUAAUAACCAGCAGAACAAAGAGAGAACAGAUGAAAAUGAGUUUGGUUUGGAGACAGCAUGGAGAGUUACAGAGAGAGGAGUACGUCAGUUCACAGACUUCCUAGAAGAAAGUGAAGCUCAAAAGCUGGAGACAACAUUUGAAGAUCUGAAUGAACGCAUCAUACUAACAGCCUGCAUCCAAAACCUGCAAGACAGAAUUAAGUUUAUUGAUGUAAAACAAAGAGAAAUAAAAAAUAAUCAAGAAGCUCUGAAGAAACCUGAAGAGAAGAAGAUGAUAGAAGACUUCACUCCACGUGUUGUUGAGGUCUUCAAACAUAAAGAACCUAUCAGAGGUGGAACGUGUGGGCUGGAAGCAGCUGUCUGCUGUACAGUCUGUGAGGAGAACUGUCACUAUCCUGGAUGCACAUUUAGCUGGAAACCUGAAAACUGCAAGGUCAUGAAAGAUGGUCACUGCACUGUUUGUACCAAAAAGUGUCCUCCAUUAGAACACGUAAGAGAAAAGUGGAGGUAUGUGACCAGGUUAAGGAAUACUGAGAAGAGAGUGUCGGAAUUUAAUAAAACUGAACCUAGGGUGACCAUUUUGAAUAAUCUGGAAAAGGAAAUGAACAAACUGGCAACAGAAAAGUUACAGCUACUGGAUGAAGCUUACCAACAUGUGGUCAGACUGGAUCAGAUGGACCUGAAUGUUAAUUCAGUAAACACUUCUGUACACUUGGACUUUCUGAUCAAAAAGAUGAAGGAGAAAGAAGAGAGAGAGAAGAUCCAGAAACUGGAAGAGAUUGAAAGCCAAGUCGAUGAAGAAACCAGAGCAGCUCUGCAACACAGGAUCAAUCUCAUCUCACCACCAUAUGAGGAUAUUUCAUCAGACAGCUUUCUGAUCUGUUCAGGACCUCCUGCUGUCUACCAGCUGAGGCCAAAAAAACAGAAGUUUGGAACUCUGACAAGAAUGACUCUUGGUGAAAAAGAUUUUAACAAGAUAAAUAAAACCAUCCUACUCGUGGGUGAAACAGGAGGGGGGAAAUCCACUCUGAUCAACACUUUGAUCAACUACACCAUGGGAGUGAAGUGGGAGGAUGAGGUCUGGUUUCAGAUCGUAGAGGAAGAGAAGAGAAGUCAGGCAGAAAGUCAGACAUCAGAUGUGAUCGUGUACGAGAUCUUUGGCUUUGAAAAUCAAAUUCUGCCAUACUCUCUGACCAUCAUCGAUACUCCUGGAUAUGGAGACACCAGAGGGACUGAUCGUGAUAACAUCAUUGGUGAAAGAUUAUUGGACUUGUUUCGGUCAGAGGAUGGGGUUCAUGAAAUUAAUUCAGUGGGUCUGGUGAUGAAGGCGACAGAUAAUCGACUGAGUGACCGGCAGAGUUAUAUCUUUAACUCAGUGAUUUCUCUGUUUGGAAAAAAUGUGGAGAAAAGCAUCGUAGCUCUGAUCACACACUCAGAUGGAAUGCCACCUGAAAAUGCUCUUAUAGCGCUUGAAGCUGCAAGCAUUGAAUGUGCCAGAAAUGAGAAGAAUGAGCCUGUUCACUUUCUGUUUGAUAACCAACAGAACAAAGAGAGAAGGGAAUCAUAUGAGAAUUCUUUAAUAAAGUCAUGGGACUUAACAAAGAAACAAAUGGGGGAUUUUUUAACUUUUCUUACAAGUUGUGGACCUCAAAGACUGAUGAAAACUAAAAAAGUGUUGAAGAAACGCAUCAAACUGAAAGCCAGCAUCCAAAACCUGAAAGAGAGAAUCAACCUGAUUGAACUGAAACAGACAGAAAUCAGACAGAUUCAAGAAGGUCUGAAGAAACAUAAGGAAACCAUGAAUGCGAACGAGAACUUCACUGUUGAAGUUGAUGAGGUCUGCACAGAAAAAGAAGAUAUCAAAGGUGGGAUGUGGGGGGUUUUUUAUGAGGGAGCCCUGUGCUGUACAGUCUGUAUGGAGAACUGUCACUAUCCUGGAUGCAGUGUGUCCUGGUAUCCUUCACACUGUGAGGUCAUUAAAGAUGACAGCUGCACUGUUUGUAUCAGGAAGUGUUCUGCAUCAAAACAUGUGAAAGAAAAGUGGAAAUAUGUGAACAAGACCAAAAAAGUUAAGAAGACGAUGGAAGAAAUGAAAGUGAAGUAUGAGACAAAUAAAAACGAAAGUCAGAACUUGCAAAGCCUUUUGGAAAAUCUUGAAAAGGAAAUGAACCGACUGACAGCAGAUAAGUCACAGUUACUGGAUGAGUCCUACCAACAUUUCCUCAGACUGGAUGAACUAGCUCUGAAAAUUGAUUCAGAGUCCACUACUGUCCACCUGGACUUCCUGAUUGAGAAGAUGAAGGAGAAAGGAGACACAGACAAAGUCCAGAAACUGGAGGAGAUGAGAAGAAGAGUGGAUGAAAGAACCAGAGGAGCUCUGAAAUAA